AUGUACGACAUUUUGCAACUGAACGACAUGCUCGUUCCUGAAUUGCUCGAUAUUGCUGAGCAGCUUAAAAUCCCCAAUGCCAAAAAGCUUGAUAAACAGGCCCUUGUAUACCAAAUUCUAGAUAAACAAGCCGUAGCGGCCAGUGCUGCAAAAGGUGGAACUGAGGACAAAGGAAAAAGAAAAAGAAUUGUAAAAACAACCACUUCCAAUUCAACAGAGGAAGCCAUUGUAGAAAGUGGGGAUGAUAAACCUGCUGCCAAGCCUGAAAUAAAGAAAGCGGGUAUUAAAAAGGAAGAAAAGCCCAUCAUUAAACGUGGGCGCAAAAAAGUGGAAGAAGAGAUUCCUGAACGGGAUGAAGAGGAUGAUAGCCAGGAAGAAGAGGAUAUGAACAACAGCAAUGCACCAGACAUUGAAGCCGGCAACAGGGCUACACCUGCUUCGCCUGCCGAUCCUCAACAGCAGCAGCAGCCAGGUCAGCAGGCACCGCCGGAACCACAACGCAACUUUCAGCAGCAGAGAAGAAGCAACGAUGUAUUCAAUAUAGAAUUUGAUGGCAUUAUACAGGGAGAAGGUGUAUUGGAAAUGAUGCCGGACGGAUACGGUUUCCUGCGCAGCAGCGAUUACAAUUAUUUAAGUUCACCGGAUGAUGUAUACGUAUCUCCGUCACAAAUAAAAUUGUUCGGCUUAAAAACGGGCGAUACUGUUUUUGGUGCUGUUCGUCCUCCCAAAGAAGGCGAAAAAUAUUUUGCUUUAUUAAAAGUUGAAACCAUUAAUGGUAAAGGGCCGGAGGAAGUGCGUGACCGCGUUCCGUUUGACUACCUUACACCGUUGUUUCCUUUUGAGAAACUGAAUUUGUUUACCAGUCCUUCUGAUUAUUCUACGCGCAUCAUGGACCUGUUUACUCCUAUUGGUAAAGGACAGCGCGGAUUAAUCGUUUCACAACCCAAAACGGGUAAGACAAUGCUGCUGAAAGCAGUGGCCAACGCAAUUGCAGAAAACCACCCGGAAUGCUACCUGAUGAUUGUACUGGUAGACGAACGCCCGGAAGAGGUGACCGAUAUGGAACGCAGUGUAAAAGCAGAAGUAAUAGCUUCUACAUUUGACGAACCCGCAGAGAAACACGUCAAAGUCUCUACAAUGGCUUUGCAGAAAGCAAAACGUUUGGUAGAGUGCGGACACGACGUGGUAAUACUGCUUGAUUCCAUUACACGUUUGGCCAGGGCACACAAUACUGUAGCACCUGCGAGCGGUAAAGUGUUGAGUGGUGGUGUGGAAGCCAACGCACUGCAGAAGCCAAAACAGUUUUUUGGUGCAGCCCGUAAAAUAGAAAACGGUGGGUCUCUUACCAUUCUUGCUACCGCACUGAUUGAUACCGGUUCAAAAAUGGAAGAGGUUAUUUUUGAAGAAUUUAAAGGAACCGGCAAUAUGGAGCUUCAGCUGGACAGGCGACUGGCCAACAGGCGCAUAUUUCCCGCGAUUGACCUUACUGCGUCUUCCACACGCCGCGAUGAUUUGCUGCUGGACCGCGAUGUGCUGCAGCGCAUGAACCUGCUGCGCGUUUUCCUUGGCGAUAUGAAUACCGAAGAGGCCAUGAAUGAAUUGUUGAAACGGAUGCGGGGCACAAAAAGCAACGAAGAGUUCCUGGCAAGCGCUAUCGGCAAUAUGGACGAUAAAGACAUUAAUAUUAAAGUUGACAAAGGCGUAGUAUAUAUUGAUAUUUCUGAUAAACUGCUGUUUAAAAGCGGCAGCUACAAUAUCACUGAUAACGCCAAAGGCGUUUUGGGUAAAGUGGCUACCGUACUGAAAAAUCAACCCGAUAUUGAAUUUAUGGUAGAAGGCCAUACAGACAAUGUUGCUUUCAGCGGCGGUAUUCUGCAGGACAAUUGGGACCUGAGUGUGAAACGCGCUACUUCUGUAGUAAGAAUACUGCAGAAAGAGUAUGGCCUGGAUCCUACGCAUAUUUCCGCAGCCGGCCGCGGAGAGUACAAACCAGUAGCAGACAACAGCACUGCUGAAGGCAAAGCUGCCAACCGCAGAACAAGAAUUGUAAUCCUUCCCCAGCUGGAUCAGUUCUUUAAAUUACUGGAAACAAAGAAACAAUAA
Messenger RNA from Ostertagia ostertagi, 2103 nucleotides. Lineage: Eukaryota; Metazoa; Nematoda; Chromadorea; Rhabditida; Trichostrongylidae. The record is from the annotation of a GenBank genome assembly.